UUAACCCUCAAAUCUUUCACAAUGCACGUGCACAUCGAGAAACACCCUACACGUUCCGUUUCGACAUUUAAAACGUCGCCAAAAAGAAGCGCCGCGUAACGCGAAAUGUCUUUGUUUAUCAGUGUGUUUUCUCCGUCUCAGCGACGCCGAAAGUCCAGUUCGGUUUUUACGUGAAGCUCCAAAAAUCUAUGAAAUGUGUUUGCAUGUUCUUCUGGAUGUAGAGGUGGGAUUGCGAGAAUCGAAAGGUUGGUGAGCCCACACGCUCAGCUUCCCAGAAAGUACGUUUAGCAAUAAUACACUAUUCUCUUCUUCACGCGCUCGGCACGGUCGAAGGCUACAUGAUUUCUGGAAGUGGAGAAUAAGCUUUUUCUCUCUUCUUUUUGCCAUCAAUCUCUGCGACAGGCUUGGAGAAGGGGCGCUCGGACAGUGGAAGCCCUCCCCUCUGCUCGGAUCUGCCUUGUCUACAGGUUGCUGGCAGAAAGAUGUGGAUGAGGGCUGAAGUCUAGAGUCAAGGGCAUUGGGGUCUGCCUGCCAUUGGCUGGCCGUUUUGCCCGUUAAGGGGAGGCUCCACCCUCACCUGGGCACUGAGCGGAUUGCGAGCGCUGCCUGGCUCCUCCUUUCGCCAGCCCCCGUCCCCUCCCCAACCCUGCCCCCCCUCCCACGGUCACACCCCGUGGCUGGACCAUGUCUGGCGGACAGCCGGAGGGCAGCCGGACACCCAAGGCCCAGGACCAGGACACGGACCAGGACCAGGACAAGCGCAGUUGUGGGGAGGACAGCCCUGUUAUCGAACGCCGCAACCGGAGUGGCAUCAUCAGCGAGCCCCUCAGCAAGAGCCUGAAGAGGUCUCGCACCCUCUCGCAGUACACCGCCGUGUGCCCCCAGACUGCCAACGGACUGAAACACAACGGCCAGGCAAAGAGCCACGCGGCCAAGCCCCAGCCCGCCCAGCAGCAGCCGCAGCAGCCUUCCGUCUCGGCCUUGGUGCCGAGCAAGCUGGACCGAACCCUGGAGCAGGUGUUGGAGGGACAGAACGGCCUUUUGCACUUUGCCCAGGCAGCUGCGCUACUUAAGCGGGCGGGCAUGGAGCACAUGUUGCUUCCGGGGGGAAUGGGAGUGGGCGGGGGCGAGGUGGGGACGGUCGACCUGGAAGGGGCGUCAGUGGCUGAAACGGUGGGGGGUCACACAGACUUCCCAUACGGUGUGGGCAGUGGCGGCUUCCCCUUUAACCCAGGGUUGUUCAUCAUGACGCCUGCCGGAGUCUUCCUCGCCGACAGCGCGCUGCACAUGGCCAGCUUGACGGAGUACCCAGUGCAAAGCGAGCUGGCCUCCGCCAUUAACUCCGGGAAGAAGAAGAGAAAACGCUGUGGGAUGUGCCCACCUUGCCGGCGCAGGAUUAACUGCGAGCAGUGCAGCAGUUGCCGGAACCGCAAGACGGGCCACCAGAUCUGCAAGUUCCGCAAGUGCGAGGAGCUCAAGAAGAAACCGUCUGCUGCACUGGAGGUGAUGCUGCCGACGGGUGCAGCGUUCCGGUGGUUCCAGUAGGACUGUGACCUCUGACCUCCACCCAAAACUCUGCCAUCAAGUGCAAUGCCAACUCUCGCUUGGAUCAUCUCGGGCACCAACACUGGCUGACAAACACAAACUACGUGAAAAAAAGAAGAAAAGAAACACAAGACAACUAUGAAAAAAAAAACUUCAUCACAAGAUACAGAACAAUAAAACAACAAUACAAAAAGAAUCAAACGAGUAAUGGAUGCACCUACUUAUUCCUUGAACCAAAAAUUUAAACAUAAAAAUAUCUAUGGCAACUUUCAUUCCCUUUUAUAUGUUUCCAUUUUGGUACCUUUUUGUCCCUUUUCCAGCAGAUUUUUUUCUGUGGCUUAGACAUGGAACUGUUCAUUGACAGACAGAAAUGGCGGACUCAGUGUGGACAAUCAACAAAAUUUCUGUGUUUGGUGUUAAUGUUGUUCACGUGUGGAAAGAUACAGUACUUGUGUAGAGAAUGUAAAUUUUACGGCUAUAUUUUAAAAUUAGUGGCUAAUGGCAAGCACUAUUGUAAUUUAGGACCAUUGUUCUUACUUAUAAACUGUAUUUUAUGAUUGUUUCUUUUUUUUUAAGUUUGAUUUAAAUUUAUAGUUUUAAAAAAUGAUCAGUGUUUGUCUUUCAAGGGAAAGUAAAUAUUCCAAAAUCUACAAACCCAGUUUUAUAAAUAAACAAAUAUACAACAUACAUUUUUUUUUUAAAAACCCUACUAUGAUGACGACUUAAUUGGAAGAUAAAAUUCAUAUUGUUUCUGUAGGGUUGUUACUACUGGAAGCUCCAAACUUUAAAUA
Messenger RNA from Cyprinus carpio (common carp), 2336 nucleotides. RefSeq names its product CXXC finger protein 5a (gene cxxc5a). Gene Ontology annotation, molecular function: methyl-CpG binding; zinc ion binding. Gene Ontology annotation, cellular component: nucleus. The record is from RefSeq and is a predicted model, not a curated record. Lineage: Eukaryota; Metazoa; Chordata; Actinopteri; Cypriniformes; Cyprinidae.